GGUGACAGAGGAAUGCCUGGUGAAACAGGUCCUCCAGGACCCAGAGGCAAGGCUGGAAUUAAAGGAGAACGGGGUCCCACUGGAAUCCCAGGUCCUCAGGGUGUUCCUGGAUUUAAAGGUGAUAAGGGAUUCCAAGGGAAAACAGGACCCAAAGGUGGUGUUGGCGACCCAGGAGUGCAGGGACUGGAUGGUGACAAAGGUGAAAAGGGAGACUCAGGGGAGCCUGGAGUGAAGGGACAGCAAGGUGUACCAGGGGAGCCAGGGUACAGGGGCCCACCUGGUAACCCAGGAGAGCCAGGAGCACAGGGUCGAAUGGGAUUGCCAGGCCCUCGAGGUCCCAAUGGAGAGCGCGGUGUUACUGGAUCGACUGGUCGUCAGGGGAUCGCUGGGCGUGAUGCAGGGGAUCAGCAUAUUGUUGAAGUUGUCUUGAAAAUGAUGCAAG
Messenger RNA from Rhincodon typus (whale shark), 442 nucleotides. RefSeq names its product collagen alpha-2(IX) chain-like. NCBI's taxonomy places the organism in Eukaryota, Metazoa, Chordata, Chondrichthyes, Orectolobiformes, Rhincodontidae. The annotation marks the transcript as partial. The transcript is spliced from 7 exons. The record is from RefSeq and is a predicted model, not a curated record.